CUGCCUCUUGCAGGCGCUCGCAUGUGGCUCCUCUCGGACCCCGUAGUCCCUCUGUCAUAUCCCUUCUCUCCAGCUGUCCCCAUGCCUGCCUCCUACCCCUCCUAUUUGCUCUCCCUUCCACUCUGUCUUGCCUUUCUCGCUGGGGUGAAAAAGUCUUAUUCUCUUAAGCAUCUUUCAUCACUCUGGGUUUCACCUCAUUGACCCUGUUUGUCUCCUCUCAGUGUUUCUCUGGCUCUCAGACCGUAUCUCUAUUGCGUUUGUGAUUGUUUUGCUGUUGUUACCCACUGCACCGUAUGGUGGUGGGGGGCAGGGGGGUGUGUCUUUCAGUCUUUGCAUGUCUGUUUCUGCAUAUCCAAUCCCACUAUCCAUUCCCCUUCCUGUGCCUUCUUUUCCCCCAAAGCCCGUUAUCAUCACCCAACCCCCUGUGUAUUUCAGUCCUUUCUCUUGUUUACCUAUUCCUGUGAAGGCAAGGAUUUGGGGCUAUUUUGUCUCCUGCUGUGUUUGUUAGGCCUAGCACCGUGAUUGGCACAUAGAGGGUACUGAAUACUUACUGGGGAAUAAAUGAUUGGAUGUUUGCAUGCCCGGGUUUCCAGCCCCCUCCGGGAUGCUGGCCUCUGUCCCGCAUCCUCAAGGUCUGCCCACACCUGUCUGAGCCUGUCUGUCUCUGGUGCUCCUGUCUCACCUGCCACUGCCCCUCAUUGUCUCCUCCUGUCCACAGCCCCUGCCCCUCCCUGCCCCUGCCAUGGGGUCGUGAACUCUCACCCCUUCUCUCCUCCCUUCCCACAGAGGUUGGACCAGGAGCUGACCGGGAGCUGGGGCCACAGGCCUAGGAGCACCCUGGUCAGGGCUAAGGCCAUGGCCCCGCCCCCACCGCCACUGGCUGCCAGCACCCCGCUCCUCCAUGGCGAGUUUGGCUCCUACCCAGCCCGAGGCCCACGCUUUGCCCUCACCCUCACAUCGCAGGCCCUGCACAUACAGCGGCUGCGCCCCAAACCCGAAGCCAGGCCCCGGGGUGGCCUGGUCCCGUUGGCCGAGGUCUCAGGCUGCUGCACCCUGCGAAGCCGCAGCCCCUCAGACUCAGCGGCCUACUUCUGCAUCUACACCUACCCUCGGGGCCGGCGCGGGGCCCGGCGCAGAGCCACUCGCACCUUCCGGGCAGAUGGGGCCGCCACCUACGAAGAAAACCGUGCCGAGGCCCAGCGCUGGGCCACCGCCCUCACCUGUCUGCUCCGAGGACUGCCACUGCCCGGGGAUGGGGAGAUCACCCCUGACCUGCUACCUCGGCCUCCCCGGUUGCUCCUAUUGGUCAAUCCCUUUGGGGGGCGGGGCCUGGCCUGGCAGUGGUGUAAGAACCACGUGCUUCCCAUGAUCUCUGAAGCUGGGCUGUCCUUCAACCUCAUCCAGACAGAACGACAGAACCACGCCCGGGAGCUGGUCCAGGGGCUGAGCCUGAGUGAGUGGGAUGGCAUCGUCACGGUCUCGGGAGACGGGCUGCUCCAUGAGGUGCUGAACGGGCUCCUAGAUCGCCCUGACUGGGAGGAAGCUGUGAAGAUGCCUGUGGGCAUCCUCCCCUGCGGCUCGGGCAACGCGCUGGCCGGAGCAGUGAACCAGCACGGGGGAUUUGAGCCAGCCCUGGGCCUCGACCUGUUGCUCAACUGCUCACUGUUGCUGUGCCGGGGUGGUGGCCACCCACUGGACCUGCUCUCCGUGACGCUGGCCUCGGGCUCCCGCUGUUUCUCCUUCCUAUCUGUGGCCUGGGGCUUUGUGUCAGAUGUGGAUAUCCAGAGUGAGCGCUUCAGGGCCUUGGGCAGUGCCCGCUUCACACUGGGCACGGUGCUGGGCCUCGCCACACUGCACACCUACCGCGGACGCCUCUCCUACCUCCCCGCCACUGUGGAACCCGCCUCGCCCACCCCUGCCCAUAGCCUGCCCCGUGCCAAGUCGGAGCUGACCCUAACCCCAGACCCAGCCCCGCCCACGGCCCACUCACCCCUGCAUCGUUCUGUGUCUGACCUGCCCCUUCCCCUGCCCCAGCCUGCCCUGGCCUCCCCUGGCUCGCCAGAACCCCUGCCCAUCCUGUCCCUCAACGGUGGGGGCCCUGAGCUGGCUGGGGACUGGGGUGGGGCUGGGGAUGCUCCGCUGUCCCCGGACCCACUGCUGUCUUCACCUCCUGGCUCUCCCAAGGCAGCUGUACACUCACCCGUCUCCGAGGGCGCCCCCGUAAUUCCCCCAUCCUCUGGGCUCCCACUUCCCACCCCUGAUGCCCGGGUAGCGGCCUCCACCUGCGGCCCGCCCGACCACCUGCUGCCUCCGCUGGGCACCCCACUGCCCCCAGACUGGGUGACGCUGGAGGGGGACUUUGUGCUCAUGUUGGCCAUCUCGCCUAGCCACCUAGGCGCUGACCUGGUGGCAGCUCCGCACGCGCGCUUCGACGACGGCCUGGUGCACCUGUGCUGGGUGCGUAGCGGCAUCUCGCGGGCUGCGCUGCUGCGCCUUUUCUUGGCCAUGGAGCGUGGUAGCCACUUCAGCCUGGGCUGUCCGCAGCUGGGCUACGCCGCGGCCCGUGCCUUCCGUCUAGAGCCGCUCACGCCGCGCGGCGUGCUCACAGUGGACGGGGAGCAGGUAGAGUAUGGGCCGCUACAGGCACAGAUACACCCUGGCCUCGGUACACUGCUCACUGGGCCUCCUGGCUGCCCGGGGCGGGAGCCCUGAAACUAAACAAGCUUGGAACCCGCCGGGGGCGGGGCCUACAUUCCACUGGGGCGGAGCCUGAGUUAGGGGGUGUGGCCUGGCUGCUAGAGUGGUGGUGGCAAGGGCCCUGGCCCCGUCUCAGGAUUGCGCUCGCUUUCAUGGGACCAGACGUGAUGCUGGAGGGUGGGCGUCGUCACGUUUAAAGAGAAAUGGGCUCGUCCCGAGGGUAGUGCCUGAACAAUGAGGGCGGGGCCUGGCGUCUGAUCUGGGGCCGCCCUUACGGGGUAGGGCUCAGUCCUGACGCUCGCCACCUGCUCCUACCCGGCCAGGAUGGCUGAGGGCGGAGCCUGUUUUACGCGUCGCCCAAUGACAGGACCUGGAAUAUACUGGCUGGGGUAGGCCUCAGUGAGUCGGCCGGUCAUGGCCCGCAGCCUCGCCCCAUCCACUCCGGUGCCUCCAUUUAGCUGGCCAAUCAGCCCAGGAGGGGCAGGUUCCCCGGGGCCGGCGCUAGGAUUUGCACUAAUGUUCCUCUCCCCGCGGGUGGGGGCGGGGAAAUUCAUAUCCCCUGUUCGUCUCGUGCGCGUCCUCCGUCCCCAAUCUAAAAAGCAAUUGAAAAGGUCUAUGCAAUAAAGGCAGUCGCUUCAUUCCUCUCA
Pongo pygmaeus (Bornean orangutan) is the source of this 3344-nucleotide messenger RNA. RefSeq names its product sphingosine kinase 2 (gene SPHK2). Lineage: Eukaryota; Metazoa; Chordata; Mammalia; Primates; Hominidae. Bases 562 to 2712 code for a protein of 716 amino acids. Gene Ontology annotation, cellular component: intracellular membrane-bounded organelle; membrane; cytoplasm. Gene Ontology annotation, biological process: positive regulation of apoptotic process; phosphorylation; sphingosine biosynthetic process. The record is from RefSeq and is a predicted model, not a curated record. The transcript is spliced from 5 exons.